UGACCCUCUCUGCUCUAGGUUGUUUUCCUGUAUCCUAGCAACCGGAGUGCUGCGCGCUUGUGGUCGUAGCUGCAGAAAUUUGGAGCGACUGGAGGAGCAGAGAGAUCACCUGGAUUAUUUUAGAUCAUAUUACCUGAAAAAUACUAGAUCAUUUUAGAUCAUCUGCGUUAUAUUAGAUCAUUUUAGAUCAUCUGGAUCAUAUUAGAUCAUCUUAGAUAAUUUUAAAUCAUCUGGGUCACCUGGAAAGCUUUCUGCUGCUGCUAUGGGGGUUGCGCUGAGCCGGCAAGCACAGAGGACCACAGACAGGCAGGAGGACGCCCCCCUGAAUGAGGCCUUACUGAGGGACAUUGUCCGUUUUGUGGAGCAGGUGGACAGCAGACACACUAAAGAGGCACAGCUGGUAUUUGAUGAGCCUCUACUGUGGACGACGAACCUACAAGCUUCUGACUUUGGCACAGAGUAUGAGCUCAGUGGCUCCUCAGUUCACUCUCGGGAAACUGAUGGAGAUGGACGUCCUCUUCUUCAGUUGACUCCUCCUGUCAUUUCUGUACGCAGCUUCAGUCAGCUCUCCAAGCUUCUGCAUCUGAAUAAUGACAGUAAACUGAAGGAAGUGCGAGCCUGUUUGGAGGCAAACAGAGACCCCGUGAAGAAGAUUCUUGGGCGGAGCUUUGCUAUGAUGGAUGGAGAAGAUCCUUCUGCGCUGCUCUUGCUGAACACGGUGAAUGAGGAUGGUCAGAGCAGAGAGACUGAGCUUAAGGUGAAACUGUUCCUCAUCCUGCAACAACUGGACCGGCAGUUGCUCAACAGUUCUGUCCCGCAGCUCUCCCAAAAGGUCAGGCUGAGUCCAGCUGUUGUUAAGUGUGAUGUUGAGAUGCUGAAGAGUGUGUGUGGUGCAGGAGAAAAGAGGCUGCUGAAGUCGGUGCGCUACACAUCAGAUCACGAGUACAGCAAUGGCUGCCGCUCACCUCCGUGGAGGCAAGAGUUUGGAGAGAUUGCCGGACUGAUCAUUGAACCAUGUGACACAGAACCGCUCUCCGUCACAUGCAGCAUUUACGGAUUCUACCUCAACAUGCCAAUCAAGCAAGAGGGAGAAGAGAAUGUGAAGAAACGUGAGCUCUACAAAGACCUGCUCACACUCCUCAAGAGCAAAUCUCCACAUUUUGCUGAGAGCAUCAAUAAACAGACCUCUGUGCAGAAAUUGAUUGCUGAACAUGAGAAGACUAGACAACAGCUUGCAAUGAAAACAACAUCAAUCAGUAUGAAGUUAAGAGAACCAACUCUACUAUGGACCAAACCUGAUGAAAAAGCUCAGAAGAAGAAGAUGAGAAGAAGUGGAGGAAGUGAAAAGGCCACAGAAAGCCGGACUAAGCCCCACAGUAAGAGUCCAGGUGGAGGAACGGGAGCUGAGGAUUUCAGCGAGAGCUCGUCUGAGAGUGAGGAAGAUGAAGAGCAGAGUGAGAGACGAGGAGAGAGCCGCACUGACCUGCCCUCUGAGUACUGGGAGAUUCAAAAACUGGUCAAAUACCUGAAGGUGGGUAAUCAGACUGCUACAGUGAUAGCUCUCUGCUGUAUAAGAGAUUUUAACCUGGCUCAGGAGACGUGUCAGCUAGCCAUCAGAGAUGGAGGAGGUCUGGAGGUGCUCAUCAACCUGCUGGACACUGACGAGGUUAAAUGUAAAAUUGGUUCACUGAAAAUCCUGAAGGAGAUCAGCUGCAGCUCUCAGAUUCGUCAGGCCAUCGCUGACUUGAGGGGUCUCCAGACCAUGGUGUCCAUCCUAGACUCCCCAGAUAAAGAGCUGAAGUGUUUGGCUGCAGAGACUAUUGCCAAUGUGGCCAAGUUCAGGAGAGCCCGCAGGACAGUGCGUCAGUAUGGUGGGAUCAAGAGACUGGUGGAGCUGCUGAAUUGUGUUCCUGACUCGGCCACACUUAGUGCAGAGCAGGAGAAAGAUGUGGAGGUGGCCCGCUGUGGAGCUCUGGCUCUCUGGAGCUGCAGCAAGAGCACCAGGAACAAAGAAGCUAUCCGCAAGGCUGGAGGAAUCCCUCUGCUCGCCCGCCUGCUCAAAUCCCCCCAGAAGAACAUGCUCAUCCCCGUGGUGGGCACUCUGCAGGAGUGUGCGUCUGAGAGCAGUUACAGGAUUGCCAUCCAAACAGAGGGAAUGAUUAAGGAUCUGGUAAAGAAUCUUAACUGUGACAACCAGGAGCUUCAGAUGCACUGUGCAAGUGCCAUCUUUAAGUGUGCGGAGGACAAGCGUACGCGAGACCUGGUCCGGCAGUACAAAGGUCUGCAGCCUCUGGUCUCUCUGCUCAGCCAGACUGACAACAAGCAGCUGCUCGCAGCAGCAACAGGAGCUAUCUGGAAAUGCUCUAUCAGCAUGGAGAAUGUAGCAAAGUUUGAGGAGUUUAAGACUUUGGAGAUUUUGCUGAGUCUAUUAACAGCCCAGCCUGAGGAGGUGCUGGUCAAUGUGGUGGGGGCUCUUGGGGAGUGCGCCCAAAGACCCGCCAACCGCAUCGCCAUUGGAAAGAGUGGCGGCAUCCCACGCCUUGUCAGCCUGCUGAGGGAAACUAACCAGGCUCUAUUAGUGAACGUUACCAGAGCUGUAGGAGCAUGCGCUACCGAGCCUGACAACAUGGUGAUCAUUGAUCAUCUAGACGGGGUGCGUCUGCUCUGGUCCUUGCUGAGAAAACCAGAUCCAGAUGUUCAGGCCAGCGCUGCCUGGGCCAUCUGCCCCUGCAUAGAGAAUGUGAAGGACGCGGGAGAAAUGGUCCGUUCAUUCAUGGGCGGGUUGAAGCUGAUUGUUGACUUGCUAAAAUCGACCAAUAAGGAAGUUCUGGCGAGUGUGUGUGCUGUGAUUUCCAGAAUAGCCAAAGAUAAAGAGAAUCUGGCCAUCAUUACUGAGCACGGAGUGGUGCCCAUGCUGGCCAACCUCACCAACACAGAAGAUGAUAAGUUGCGUCGGCAUCUGGCAGAAGCCAUUUCUCACUGCUGCAUGUGGGGUAAUAACCAUGUGGCGUUCGGGGAGGAAAGGGCUGUUGCCCCUCUGGUCCGAUACCUGCGCUCAAAAGACCCCUCAGUGCACCAAGCCACGGCCCUGGCCCUCUACCAGCUCUCCAGAGACCCCAACAACUGCAUCACCAUGCAUGAGAGCGGCGUGGUCCAGCCCCUGAUCGUCAUGAUGGGCUCCACUGAUGAGGUGCUGCAAGAGGCGGCGGCCGGCUGUGUGCGUAACAUCCGCCUCUUGGCUCUGGCCAAUGAUAAGGCAAAGCAUUUCACAUAAACAGAAACAUCAGAAACACCCUCUGCUGUUACUCUGGAGCCGCAACAUCAUUAUUUACGUAUAUUUACUUAUCAACUUGUGUGUAUGUGUGUAACUCUCUCUUUUCCUCUAUAUUUUACUUUGUGCACUGCUUGCUAAUGUAGGACGAUUGUUUUCUUGAAGUUUAUGAAAACAGAUAAAUUA
Molecule: messenger RNA, 3457 nt
Organism: Astyanax mexicanus (Mexican tetra)
Lineage: Eukaryota; Metazoa; Chordata; Actinopteri; Characiformes; Acestrorhamphidae
Gene: odad2
Product: outer dynein arm docking complex subunit 2
Exons: 20
Coding region: 263-3274 (1003 amino acids)
Molecular function (GO): protein binding
Source: RefSeq, a predicted model, not a curated record